AUGCCAGAUUCGGAACUGCUGCUUCAUCGCGAUCGGAAUUCGAUACGAUUCGACCUUCGCAGCGCUGGAGAUGUCGUCCUGUACCACCUGAGUUCCUCCGAUCGCGAACUAAGGCCCAUCAUUGGCCCAGUGUCAUCGCCCAGAGCCAUCGGGAUUCUUCGCGGUAUUCUCAUCCUAGACCCUUCAGAUCUAUCGGAGGAUCUUAUCGGACUCAUCAGUUUGAUACCGGAACCAGCUCGCCCUGUGUCCGAGGAAAAUUUCUCUCCUUACCACAUCGAUCUCCUCUGUUCUCAUCAUGACGCCUCGUCGCUCCUCUCGGGCUCGCACUUCGCAACCUGCUCCUACCCUUCUACAACAUAUAAACUCUUCCAGUUCUUCCGCCUCAUUGACCCGCGAAAGAAGUACCAGAUCAAACCAAAAAAGAUUUCUUCCCCUCAUCAGUCCCAGUCCGGCGAGGACGCGGACGAUGCCUCCAAAAAUGACUUCCUACAAACGCGCCAGCGCCAGCGCCCCAGGGGAGACGAAGACAAUAUCUUGAAUGGAGAAGACGAGGAUGGGGAAGACGAAGACGAAGAGGAGGAGAUCACCAGAUGCCUUUGCGGCCAGCAGGAAUAUCCCGGUCUGCCUCCUUCUCGUCGAGAGAUUUUCGGUCGCGGUGGGGUUCAUGGCAGAAUCAAAGAUGAAUCUGCCCUGAACUUCUCUGCCGACUCUUCAGAUCUGAUGUCAGAUGAUAUUGGCAGCAUGUUCAUCCAAUGUGAUUCCUGCAAAGUUUGGCAGCAUGGUGGUUGCGUGGGGAUCAUGGAUGAAGCCAUGAGUCCCGAUGAAUAUUUUUGCGAGGAGUGCCGGAAAGACCUCCACCGAAUCAAAAAUGAAUCAAAUGGACAACACUCAUCCCAGUACCUCCCCGUCGCCCCCCCUUCUACGGCGGUCACCUCUCGCGAAUCCUCUCGGGACAAUUCUAAGCGUGUGAAGGACCCAAAGUCUCGGGCAAACGAUUCGGGUGCCAAUCCUAAACGCCGGUCGACCAUGAAUAGUCGCGACGCAGCCUACGAUGAGGAAGAGCAACUGCGCCGUGCAAUCGAGGAAAGCAAAGAAGAUACAAGUCCUGCUGCGGAAGAUACCGCAGCUCGAAGGGGUAAAAGGGGUCGCAGUGACAGCGAAGUUCAUAAACAGGUAACAAAACGACAGCGUACGAGCUCCCCUUCCCCAGGGGCUGCUUCGAAACAAAGUAAUGCGGGGUCUGCGCCCGCAUCGGAAGACGAGUCGAAAGCAAAAGCAGCCACCAAUGGGGUCAGAAGACAGUGGGCUGCAUCCCGAAGUCAACGUGACAAAGAGACAAAUGAUGCUGAAGAGCCAGAGGUGGAGAAUCCUGAGACGGCCCCUCGCCGGAAAGGCAAGGCUGAUAAGCGGAAGAGUGACGGAACAGAUUCUGACCGCGACACGGGUUCCCAAACCAAACCGGUGACGAAUGCGAACGAACCCGAGCCAUCACAACCCACCCCAGACCCGCCUGCCCUGGCUCAAGACCCUGCAUCCUCUCGUCUAUCCACCCGCAAAUCCGGCAGGCCUCCUGCACGACGCACUCGAGUGGGGCGCAACCAAUAUACCCGAGACCGCGAUGCUCAUACUAAUGGCGGAGACUCGAGCACCAUGACGAAUUCUCCGCGGCGCGGCCAGUCGCAUGAUACGGGGGGAGACUCGCCGAAAGUGGGUGGCAGCACCAAUGGAAUGCAUAUGAACGGCGGAGAUACCGCGAAGCCCAGUCGUCCGCGGUACGUGAAUCAACGGACAACGUUGAAUGAGAUGAAAAGACGUGUUGCUGCAAUCCUGGAAUUUAUAUCACGAAUGCAGGUCGAAAUGGCAGUCGCUGGGGAGAGCAUCACUCCCCCUGGAAAUGGCGACCGACCCAAUGGUAUUAUAAUGAAAACCGUGGGCGAGCAGCUCGAUAACGUGCUGCUGUCAACAACCAGCGAGGGAGAGUCUGGUCCGGGCACCGUUGAUGGUGGCGCUGAAGUCGAACCAUCAUCGGUGGAGAAAGACUUCAAGGAUCUAAGCAGUGUGGAGAUGAUGGAUGUUCUCACACGACAUUUACUAAAGUGGCAGCAAGAGUAUGGCAAGUUUGGAGAGAGGUGA
Molecule: messenger RNA, 2133 nt
Organism: Aspergillus tanneri
Lineage: Eukaryota; Fungi; Ascomycota; Eurotiomycetes; Eurotiales; Aspergillaceae
Product: putative transcriptional regulator (Cti6)
Exons: 6
Coding region: 1-2133 (710 amino acids)
Biological process (GO): negative regulation of rDNA heterochromatin formation; negative regulation of silent mating-type cassette heterochromatin formation
Cellular component (GO): Rpd3L complex; Rpd3L-Expanded complex
Source: RefSeq, a predicted model, not a curated record